CGCAGGAUCAGUCUCGGGGAGAGAGACCUCGAUCCGCCGCUUUCGCCUCGCUCUAUCUAGUACCUCCGCCGCCGCACUCGUGCACGCAGGAAAACGCGCCGUUCUUUACGCGCCUGAGUAAAAAGAAGAAGAAGAAGAAGAAGAAGAAAAAUAAAGAAAAAGGAAACGCGUCGUUCGGUUAGCGUCCGGUUCAAGUCCCGCGGAAUCGCGCGGAGAUCUCGACGAACGCACCGGUGUGCGGCGCCGGCGUCUUUCGCGUCGGUAGACGGGAGAAGCCUGUUGCGAGUCGCUUCCGUCGAUCCGUCCACUUCCUCGCCUCCCUGCACCCUUUCUCCCUGACGUAUUUCCGUCAGGUAGGAAGGGCUCCGUCGCGCCUUUCCCUUUUCUUUGCUCCGAUAUUUCUCCUUCGCCGGACGAAUCGAUCCCCGACGCGUCGCGCUGGUCGCGUCGACUGUUGUUGUUUAUUACGGGAAACCGCCGGCAGAGCGAAAGCGGAAGAAAGAGGGAGGAAAUCUCGUCGAGGAAGCUGGGGAGAGCGAAAGAAGAAGCUCGCGUGCGUUCUCGUUCCGUCCUCUUUGAUCGAGCACGCACCCUUUCACAUCGGUCGACGAGGAGAUACGAGGGAGAGUAGUGGGUACCGCGUGACGACGAGGUGAGAAUAAUAUGCGCUCGCGAAUUGCGCGCGAGGGUGCGCGAGCCGGAAGGGAACCAAGCUUGCCACAGCAGUGACCUGCGAGCUCGCGAGCGGUACGUACGUUCGCGGUUAACGUACGUUCCAUGUGUCGUGAAAGAGCCCGUGCCAACGGCGACGAUCUCGCGGUCGCAGUUUUUCGGACGAACGACGGCUUCUCGUGAGUAAUCGGGUUAGUACCUGCCAGCCGGAUUUCCCUGGGUAGUAGCAGCAGCAGCAGCAGCAGCAUCAGCAGCAGCAUCAGCAGCAGCAGCAACCUUUAUCUCUUCGUCGGUCCGUCUACGUUGGGCGCGCGAAAGAACUCGAGUUCGAAGAGGACUUGGAGUUUGAAGAGGAGGAUCGUUUUACCCCCGUCUCAGUGAACAUUACUGUUUCCUUUUUUUUUUAUUGUCGAAGAUACGUGCGAGGGGAUACAUCGCGCGUUGUGAGACGCCCGCAGAUAUCGUGGAAUCACGUAGACACUGAACCGAUAUCAAAAUGGGUUGUUUCGGGAGCAAAGACAAGUUGAGCAAAGAAGACAUGGACUUCCUCAAGUCGCAUACGCGAUACGACGAGGCGACCAUAAAAGAAUGGUACAAAGGUUUCAAACAAGACUGUCCUAACGGCAGGUUAACGCCGGCGAAAUUUGUCGACAUGUACAAAAUGUUCUUCCCGUCCGGCAACGCGGAAGAAUUCUGCGACCACGUGUUCCGCACAUUCGACAUGGAUAAGAACGGCUACAUCGAUUUUAAGGAAUUCCUACUGGCGAUCGACGUAACGUCCAGCGGCACGCCGGAAGAAAAACUGAAAUGGGCGUUCCGUAUGUACGACGUUGACGGCAACGGCGUUAUCGAUAUGCAGGAAAUGACGAAGAUCGUCCAGGCGAUAUACGACAUGCUCGGCGCGUGUUCGAGCAAUAGACCGGCGGACAGCGCGGAGGAGAGAGCGAAGAACAUAUUCGCGAAGAUGGACGAGAACAACGACGGGCAGCUGACGCAGGAUGAAUUCCUAAAGGGCUGCCUCCAGGACGAGGAGCUGUCGAAGAUGCUCGCUCCUUAAUCCCGACGUCGCCGCACUUCCGGACGAGCCGUCGACGAGCGAUCGUAAAGGACACCACGACCCACUCCCCGACUCCCUCAAAGAACUCGACGGAAACGUCAAAAUGCCGGCAACAAUAUGCGGCCACCACCGAAACGGACAUUCGCAAACACACACGCAUCAUUUACACGCGACACGCAUCAACGAUAAUUUCCUAUUAACUAUGACAUACGCUAUUAUUGUGGCGGUUUCGAUAACGGCGGGGCCGUCGCUCGUGCCCUACGGGGAGGGCACGAGCCGCGAUAACGGAGGAUGAUCGAGGACGACAGAUAAACGAGGAGGAACAGCGAUUCAAAUCGAGUGGCUGUCGAUCCUCGCGGGAGAGCGAGAUCCGAAAGAGGAAAAAUCUCUCUCGCUCUCGCUCUCGCUCUCUCGAGAAAGAGAGAGAGACGUGCAACGCACGACCAGAUUUUCGCACGGUUGACUGCGGGACAGCAACGACACGGUGAUGUGCAAUCUGUUCUGGAAAAAGGAGGUCUCGCGUACACGGGAAACGACAAGUGUGUGACAACAUCAUCGUCGACGACGGCGAGGGAUCUAAUUAGCUUGUGGAAAUUCUCAUCCGUUUCCGCGAGCUCGCCGCGUCGACAACCGCACAGUGGAUUCCGCCUCGUCGGAUUCGCCGUCCGGAUUCAGGAAUGUCCUCGGAGUGCGGUGACAGAAUUAACGCGGCGAACGAACCUCGCCGCGGCGAACCUCUCGUCGGGGAAAGGUGACAAUGUCUCGAUCGUUAAGGACCCGCGGUGGCGGGUCCCUCGAAAAGCCCGCCCACGCCUCGCACCGACGAUUUGGCUUAGCCGAUCCCGGACAAACGAUUCGCCGUCUCUUUCCGGAUUACGGUUCCGUCUAAUAACGCGGACGGAAACCGGAAACCUCGUGAAUCCUCUGAUGCGCUUUAGAUGUCGUAGAGGUUUUCGCACGUAUCUCCGUACGAUUUUGCUUGUCGCGGACACCAGUUCGACAUGACAUCGGAUCAAAUCUGUCUGAUUCGAGAAUUCCCAGAAGCUUCGGGAUGAGUCCUCUCCCGUUAUCUAUGCGAACGCUCUUGCUCCGUUGUAGUAGAAUUAAAUAAAAUCACUCAAACGCGUCACACAAUUUUUUUUUUUUUUCAAUUUUUUGAAUCGCUUGAUUCGUACGAAUACUCGAUUAAGUGUAUUCGUGCACUCACAUUCUUAUGCGCGUAAAUCACAAACCGAUGUCAAAUGUAAGUAGAUUUCAAAUUUACCCGUACAGCGUAGAAUAGCGAAAACAUUGCGAAAUGUUGCUGCGAGGUUUCAGCAAUGUUGCAGCAGCGAUAAAAUGUCCGCUUCAGAAAUACGUUGCAGCAACGUUAAUACAAUAUUACGUAUGUUGCUGCAACAUUGCGUAUCAAUAUUUUUGAAAUGGACAUUUUACCGUUGCCGCAACAUUGCUGAAAUAUUGCAGCAACUUCUUUCAACGCUUUUACUAUGUUGUGCCACAUGGGCACAUAAUUUUGAAAUCAAAUUUGCAAAAUCAGAUUUGAUCUGAUACGAGGUCUCGUGAGUUUUGUUUUCAAAAACAUCGAAUUUGUUCGCGCCAAGACCGCUUUUUCUAAUUCCCUACAAGUACAAUACAUUAGAACAGCUCAAAGCCGACUGUGAUUUCAAUCUCGUGUAAGCCACUUGUUUAUCACUGUUAAUCUCCAUUCCAUUUACUCAUUCUGCAAGACCCGCUUGAUUAGAUUACCUCGCGGGAGUCACGAGGUUUACUCGUAAUCCUAAUCAUACAGAAAUUCUAAAUAAUAAGGUAGGAAAGCGCGUACGGUGCAUCAGAGGAUCACAAUCGGGAUUGAGAACCGAUCGGCUUGAAAUCGCGAUCUUCUCGUAAGUGGGACGCGAACGGAGUUUCACGCAAAGCUCGCAGAGGUUUCACGAAUUUCGCAAUUCGGGCGGGAGCGAAGAUAUUCGCAGCGUACGAGUGAGCCUCGUAGAAUUGACGAUUGCGAGAGACUCGCGUCCCCCCUUUUUUUUUCUUAGGGUCUGCGUCCAUCGAUCGACGCAGGCCGUGUGUCCCAAGAUCGGCGUGUUGCGAGGGGGCGAUCCGCCGGCCGCCGUCCGCGAUAAUGACGACGGUGUUACGCGCCCGCGCGAGGUGCUGACACAACGAAUUGCGAAUUACGAGGUAAUGUCGAUUAGAUAGGGGGGAAUAAUAUCGCUUACGGGGUGACACGACGUUAAUUUUAUACCGGCACACCGCGGGAGCUCUCCAUUGCAUCGUCGACCAGCACGCGCGUCAUCCCUCGCUGAGAAAUCGAUACGUACCUCGCAUACGAUGCUAUUACGGCGUGCAGCGGAUGCGAGAAGUAGUACCUGCAGUACGGGUCGUACGUAUGUAUUAUCAUGUUCGCCAGAGAUCGACCGGAUGUCCGUCGCGCGCGCGUCUGGAUUAGGAGAACGGUGGAGAGAGGCGAAUGGCGAUAAAAGCGGAUAUCAAUUUCCGGAUAGCCGAAAUUUCCGCGCCAGCUCCACGAGUUGCUCCACAAUUUCCCUCUGCCCUUCUUUUCUCAUUAUUUUUCUCAAGUAAAUUUUCUUCAACUAAGUUUUCGGUAUGCAGAAUAUAAACGAAUAAGUGUCAAAUAUUCCAUAUAGGGACGUAUUUCCAUCGACCAAAUAUUAAAAUAAAUUUAUGUAAACAUUGGUCUAGAACGUUUAGUUUUUGAGGUAGCAAAAAUUUUAUUAUGAAACAGUGGAAUAUCUUGAAACCUAAGCAGUUGACAAACAAAUGUUUCAGACAAAAAUUGUACGAUCUGAAGGGGUACUAAUGGUAGAUAAUGAUAAAAUAAAUUUUCGAAAAAAUUAAUUUACGUAAGGUUACAUGAAGGUUCCAUUUCUUUUUUAAUGGAAUUAUGCGACUUUUAACAUAACUCUUUUAGUUAUUCUGCAUAUAAAAAUACUAAAUUAGAGCUAUGAAAAAAUCAGUUACAAGAUAUUUUAAAUUUUAUUUUGACUGAAAAUUAUCAAUUGUUUUGUUUUCAAAAUAUUCGACUGUUUUACAGUAAAAUCUUUUCUACUUUAGAAUUAAGCGUUUUUAGACUCAUGUUUACAUGAAUGUUUCUUAAUGUUUGAUCAGUAAAAAAAUACGUUCCCUAGACUAUUUGACACUCAUUUGUUAACAUCCCGUCGCUAGUUUAUAUUAAAAAUUUGUGUAAAGGAGUUUCGACAAUGAUCGAUGCAUAAUUGGCGUAAAAUAAACAAUAUCUAAAUAUAUCAAAACACAUCGGUCAGCUUUAAACUGAUUCUAAUUUACUUUUCCUCUCGUCGGGAAACAGAAAUAAGAGAAGGCUAAAGAGUAAAUUAAGUUACAGCUUAAGUUAACCGAUGAAAUCGACCAAACAAACCGACUCCUUUAAUUGCAUUUGGCGCAUUAAUUUGCCUUCACUAAGAUUCGCAGCGGUCGGCAUUACGCGGGCUGUUAUGAGCUCUUUUUGUCACGUUGUAAUUACCACGGUGGAGAAAAAGAAGGAAUAAUUAACUCCACUUACCACCCUAAUCGAUACGAAGCGAAUCGACCUCGUAACUGCAUAACGAUCGUUUUAAUCCGUUCGACAGCGUGCUCGUCGACGUUCCGACACCUUCCAUCACGAAGGCUUCGAUGUCUUCUUUUUUCUUUCCUUUUUUUGGGUCUUUCUCGUAUCCAUGUAGCAUGCGCCGAGAUACGUGUGCCCGCGAGGAACACAAUGUGCAUCGAGGUCAACGCGCUUCGCGUGCAUGUAUUUCGAGAUUUAUGAACAAGCGUCACACGUGCAUCGGAUACGCGACAUCAUACACGACGUUCUUCGCAUGGCAGAUAAAUUGGGAAACUUGCGGCGCGUGCGAAAACGGACGAAUCGGUUGUUCGACGUCGAGAAUCCUGUGCUUUGCAUCGUGCUUGGUGAGGUAAGUCAGCACUGUGUAUUAUUUUGAGAAUGUAAAAAUUCUUUAAAUACGUUUUGAAUAUUAUUUGCGAGCGAAUAUCUCUUCGUAUCGGGAUUGAAGAACAAUGAUUUUUUUUUAGGAAAAUUGAAACUAAAAUAUUUUCUAUCUUAAUGAUCUAUUAUUCUGUCACGUCCAUACGGUACAGCACAGCGAAAACAUUGCAAAAUAUUGCUACAAUGUCUCAGCAAAAAUUGCAGCAACGCUAAAACGCUUCAGAAGUAUUGAUACGUAACGUUGCAGCAACGUUAACACAAUAUUACAUAUGUUGCUACAAUGUUGCUGCAAAAUUACGUAUUUCUGUUAUCGGACAUUUUACCAUUACUGUAAUAUUGCUGAAACAUUGCGGCAAUAUGUUGCAAUGUUUUUGCAACGCUGUGCUGUAUAGGGGAGAUGCUCCAAAAGCUUCUGCGAACGCUUCUUGCGAUAAUCUUACCAGUAAUGCACAGAAUUAACGACGUACGUUGUGCAUAUUUAGAUAUCGGGUCUAAAUUGGUUUCAUGGGAGAAAUCAUUAAGCCCGCGGUACACUUACUGUGUCUCCUUCUUGAUUUAUCUUUUCGUGCGCGCUGCUACGAGUGCCUCACUGCACGCUGAUAUCAUAUACGCUACAGAUUGCACCGUAAUUGCUUGGUUAUCCGUUUCCGAUAGUUCCGCAAUAUUUCUCGCGGUUUGCACCGUAAUUUGCGGCAACGGGGUCUUUAUGUUCACUACAAUGACUAAUCCCUUCCGUGUGCACAGAUUUCCCGAGAAAUUAGAAAGCUUUCGAUUUCUAACAUCUCUUCGCGGAUGAAGCGAUUGAAAGUUACCUGUAUGUUGAGUUACAUAUUUAGUAACGAAGAAUAAAAGUCGUAUAUACUUAAAAGCAAGAGAAAAAUAUACGUUCGAAAAUCCUUUUUUUUUCAAGAGAGAAAUUUAUCGGACCAAUAAUUUUAUCGCUUGAAAACACAUUAGACGAGUAUCGGCAAAUGUGACUUGUAAAUUGAAGUUUGCAUCUGAAACGGUAUAGACCUUCGUGUUUGAGUUAAAUCAAUCAGCAAGCAAUAUUCCCUAGGCCAUUCCAAAACACACACACACACGCUGCUACUGCAAGCUCGUAUCGGGUAAGGGAACCGGCCAACACAACACUGCAUGUGUGCCACGGGCUUUAAAGAGAAUCGAUCAUACGUUGUAAUAAGACAUUGUGCAAACCGAGUGUAACGAGAGUCGACGAGUCAACUUGAAGACGCGAAGGCCGACGAUAAUUUUUCGCGCAGCACGGCUAACUGCGAAUUAUACUUUUUCCGCCGCGAUAAAUUCCCACGUGCAAAACGACUCAAUCGCUCCUGGAACACAUUGUGAUCCGCGCGGAUUCCUGGCGACUAGAAAAUAAAUGCGUUUGCACUUAUAUGCGCAGGCUUUUCGCGAACGAGUCUUCUAAUCGGUCGACCGAUCGUAUGCUAACGCAACGGGUGAAUGUAAUUGGGCGAUGACUCGGAUGAAGAUUAGUUUUUCGGAUUCUUCUACGUGAAGAAGCUGUAACUAUAUUAGCCAUUAAUGAGUAGUAAGAAUUAUAGUCUCGAGAUGACACAGGAAUGUGAAGGAUUUAGCGGCCGAGGGUAGGAAAAAGAAGUAUUCUCAAAUCAAAAACGUGUGUGCGACUCGGUUCUCUGUGGAUUGUAAAUUAUUACGGUUGGAAUGACCGCAAUUAUUGGCGAAUUAAUUCCUUUGGAUGCUAAGUUAUUUUUCUAAUAAUUUUGUGAUAACGUGAGUGAAAGCUCGUAAUUUAAUAUACAUACUGCGUUCGAACGUAUCAGAGUUAAUAUUACAGCUAAUUAUUCUCAAACGUAAUAAUUUAUGACUCGCACGUGAAGCUGAUUCGGAUUUGUUCGUGAGGUAGAUAUUCAUUGAUCCGAUUAGCAUCCGAGAUACAAUGUUCUCUGUGCAGUUGUUAGGACACUCUGUAUAUUUGUAUAUUUAUCUCGUAAGAUGAAUCAAAUUGAUGAAUAAUCACUGUGGAAAUAAUAUCGAAUUAAUUCAUAGUGAACACCGAUAAUAUAUUGAAUGUUGGAUAUAAAAUAAAAUAAGGUACUCGCGGUGCGAGUAAAGCAGAGUUAUAAAAUGCAAUUGUACAAACAAUUGUUUCCCGCCGGUGAGAAAUAUUAUUAAAAUCAGUUAAUGCGUGCGAAUGGGGAAGAGAGAGAAAGGGAGAACGGAUGAAGGAGCUUUUAAUUAAAAUUCCAAUUUAUUCUUCAGUGUGUCAUUCGCCUGCAGUUAUAUUAAAACCAAAAGAAAAAAAAAAAGAAACGUAUAAUCUCGAUCAACAAGGUGGGCGAGUGUUGUUAAAAAUUUUACAUCGCGACGCGUAGAUUAUGAAGUGCUUGUGAUAUCGAUUCGGAUUGGAUUCGUUAAUUGAGAUGGGUUCUACUAAUGCUUGAAUAAACGUAAUAUUCGGGAAUCCUAUGUAUUUUACGGGUUUCACAGAGGCGCAGGAACUUUAGUAAUCUACGUAGAAUUAUGAUGAAUGUCUCGAAGAUGAUAGCGUUACAGAUUGUACGUCUUACAGAGAUCUCUUAUGAUUAAACGAUCGAUAGAUUUAAUAGAACGAAAUCUCUCUGACAAGUUUGCAUGUAGGAAUAUUACGAUCACACGAUGAGAAUCUUGUUUUACAAAUUCGUAAACUAUUCUGAAUUACGAAAAGGCAUCUAAACUCUGAUCCGUAUUUUUCUAAUACCAAUUAAGACACGUUGUUUUGUGCUCUCGAGAUACGGAUAUUUUCUAUAAAUUAGUCUUUCCUAUCCGUAAAAUUAAAUUAGAUUAAUUAUUAAAGGUGUUUGUUCUAAAUCCCGAGUGGAAAGGGUCAAGUAUUUUGGGGACUUAUCAAGAGCCGCAAUGGUUUAGAGAUUCUUAAAGUGUUAUAUAACGCGUGCCAUUGCAAUAUACUGUUUGUUGUGUAGUUAUUCGGUGGAUAGUUUAUUAAUGCGAGAUUAUAAUAGCGAGAGGGAAAUUUGAGAUAAUAAAAGUACAGUCGAUCACCGGCGUUAUAAGAAUAUAUCGUCCCACUUGGGAGCGUCUCGGCAAAAGUUAUCCGUUGGUACUGCGAAUAACGGACGGGCAUCGACAUUAAUAGGCGACCAAACCUGAUGAAUUCGCCAGUCGCGAAUGGUGGUAAUAAAAUUAAUUUAAUGGUACCAAAAUUAAGCUACUAUUAAGAUUAAUGGAACCAAUCAAUUAGGGCGCGUUACCUAUAUUAAAUGGAUGGUAUCAAUUUUCAUCAAUGGUACUAAAGUAGCACCGAUAUUAAUUCACAGUACCGAAACGGAUUGAUACCGGAACCUAUCGGCUUUACAAUCUACUUUAACCUGCGUGAAACGGUGCGCUGAAGGAGGGGCCCCGCCUCCUUUUCGUAUUAACUAACGACGAACAACGAUAAGCGGACCACACAGUGUGUUACUGGCACGUCGUUCCAACGUAAGAAAAAAAAAAGAAAGAAAAAAAUCCCGUCGCGAGGCGAAGACUGUUUCGCGAGAGCACGCGAAAACCGCAGUUUCCUUUCUUCACUUUCCUGCGGCGGGGGUACGUGUAGACGAGGGGGUCGAUUGCGUAUCACGAAACUUAGAGUGAAAAUGACAAAAGUGAGCAAAUUCACUAGGUGUUGACCAAUGAAAUGAUAAAUACUCUAGUAAAUUUGUUCACUUUUGUCAUUUUCACUCUUGUUACAUGAUACACAAUCGACCCCCAGGUCUCGUGUGAGAGGGAUGAAAUUCACAUUUCCGCACGUCGCGUCUGAAACUGAUAAUCGUUAGGGAAGACACAUCUAUCUCGCUCGUGCACUCACUCUUCUAACGGGGUGAUAGAGACUAGCGUUUACUAGCGUUAGCAUUCGACCAAUUGUGUAUUUUUAUUAGAACGAUGCGCUUCUCGGGUACGCGCGCGGUCGGGUUCUCUCGUAUUACCUUUUUCUCCUCCGCGCUUCUCGUCGCGGUUCUCUCUCUCUCCUCGAAAUAUAUCGUCGGAAAAACAAUCGGGUCUGCCAACUCGAUCGAUUUCGUGCGCGGUUACCCUUCCCGAACAAGUCGUGUAGAUAUGCUCGUACAAAAUUAGAGACCGUAUACCGUUUUAGGAAACGCGAGGGACGAAGUGUCGCGCAAACUUCGCGAAAGUCUCGUCGCGAGUGACUUCGUCAGAUAACUUGCGGACGGCAGACGACUCCUCUGGUCGGCUUUUAACGUGACAAACGGACGUUCUUUCGCCCGUUACUUUCAUGCGGCACUAAUGCGCGAAAUUGCAUCGAGGUCGUGGCGACUGGAAAGAGAAAUUGAUCGACUCGCGGAGCAAAAUCGGAGAACCGCCUCCGCGCCGUUGAAAUAAGUAAAAGUCACGCGCUCAUAUAUACUUAUACUAGGCUAGGUACAUAUCAUCGGCUCCUUCCAUGACGCGUGAGAGGCAGAAGGUCCUCUCGCUUCGCGAUUUUACUCUCUAUGUGCUUCAAUCGCAACUACCACGAUUAAGUCAAUUUUAAACGAAGAUGAAGAAGAAGAGAUGAGCUCUAUCCGUUAAUACGAUAUUUCGAAAUAUAUAUGAACGUACAUAAUUAUAUAUAAUAUAUAUAACGUGUUAUAAAUAAUAUUAAUAUAUUAUAUAUUCUAUGUGUGUAGCGGAUCUGUACCAGUAAAAGCGGUCUUGCCCGCUGGCGAUGACGGAAUCGAUCGCGCAUUUUUGGGAGGGUGAACGCAAUAAAUAAUUACUCCUCGACGCGACAUUUGUUUUACAACGGUGUCCCAAAAUUGCAGAGUAUCUCCAGGACGAAUCAAAGAUGUUGCAUUCUAAGUAAUAAUGAAACUGUGUUCAAUAAAAUAUUACAAGGUUUAGUAAGAAUUUUAAAUUGAGGGAUCAUUAAUCCUCCGCAGAUCACAGACCUAUUUUUCACUGCUUAAUCAGACUAUCCGGGUCACUGGUUAAACUAAAUGGUUAAUUUUUCGAAAUGUUUCUGAAGAAUCUGAAAAAUUGUGGGACACUUCAAUAUUUAGAAAAAUACAAUUGUACAAUUAUAUUAGGUUAUUUAUGAAAUAAGGUAGGACUUUUUAUUUUCGGUAUUUCUGGUACAACGGAAGAUAGUAUCGUGCUACUUUGAAGUGUUAUUCUCCGAAGUGGUCUCCGUUGUUAUCGAUGACACGGUUCCAAACUCUUGGUAAUUCACCAACAUCAUUAAAAGUUCCAUUUUUAUUCGGAGAAAAAUGAAAAGACACCAGCUUAUUUUAUAAAUGAUCUAAUAUAAUCCUAAAAGUUUUUUUUUAUUUUUUUGACGUGUGUGGAUUUGAGGUAGAAUCGGUAAAAAUGGGGGAAAAAAUGAUGGGUCAAUACGACCCAGGUCUGCGGAGGGUUAAAGUAUUGACAUUUUUGAAGGAAGAUUACCGUUAUAUCGCAUCGUCGAAAAAAUUCUUGAAAUGAAGGAUGGAUGGUAGAAACCGACAACUCGAAAAUGCGUUUUAUUGUACGAAAUCAUCGCUGAUGUGCAAGACUCGAGAUAGACGCAUUCGCACUGUCGUUGAUUUACAUGAAGGGUACACUCUCGCGUACCUAAUCGCUAAUCGCUAAACCGAUACUCGGUUCGUAAAAUCCACGCACGAUUUCCGGGUAGACUGGGAGGGGGGGAUAAUGCGAGGAACCGGAAAUCGCAGCUCUCUCCUCUCGAAUAGAAAGUGCAGCAUUGACAAUCGACAUAAUAAGAGUUCCCUUUUACGAAAGAGUCGACGUACGUAUAGACGGGAGAAUUUUAUAAAGCUUAAGAACGGACCUAAAGUGCAUUACAUUUAUUAGAGGAGCCGUCGUUUGCGUCUCGAUUGUCGCCCCCUUCGACAAGUGUGCGCGCGCGCGUAUAUGUGUGUAUGCCAGAGAGAGAGCUUUUCUCGCAAAGCCACCGCUCCGUAGCACGUGUACACGCAAUAGGAAUGUAAUACGCACAUAAAUAAUGCACGCACGCGAGCGAUCGUGCGCGAGUAUACGCGUCCAGAACUCAAUUUCCGUCGCACCACAUUAAUGGCGUUUCCGCUAGCGGGCUGUUCACGCGCAAAUUGCUAGCUAAAAUCGAGCACCGCGAUUUUAAAUACCGACCUCUCUCUCUCUCCUCCGUCUCCCCUUAUCGAGAUCUCCAUUUCCGUGAUUUCCCGUAGAUCGUUACGCGCGCGACACAGACCUUCCGUGAGGACGCAUUAUCGCGGGAUCGAUCGUGAUAACCGUGACGCCGGAACGUUCUCCGAUAGACGGCAAUUGACGAUUACCAUCUUGCAAAUUCAUUUUAUUGCAUCCGUUGAAUGAAAUCGCCCGCUUUUCACUAUCUCCGAAUCCGUCACGGUUGUCCCUAUCUUCCCGGUCCCGAUUCUUCCGCGGGUCGCCGCCAAGUGACGAAGAUAAAGUCAAUUCCAGGUCAAUGAGGGCGUGAUAAUUAUUGUAACGAGGAAUGCAGCGGACGACAAUUGCUAAUCGAUGAUUCGAGCCGUUGUUUUUACAGUCUGUGCUCUGAAAUAAGAGUUUAAUAAUAAUAAUCGACCUUUGGUGAAAUAAUUUCAGUGAAAUAUUUCAUUAAUAUAACCAAAUCUAGUAAUAUUUAUUGUAAUAAUUAUAGCAGCCAAACAUAGUAGUCAAUUGGUUGUUAAACGGUUAUCAAACACCUACUAACUAUCGUUAAUAUUUGAUUAUAUUAACUGAGCAUUUAAUUAUCAUCUAAACUUAAUUAUUAUUAUCAAACUUUUUUUGUGUGCGAUUUUGUAUUUUUCUACACUGAAAGGAAAAGAAGUUUGAUAACAAUUACCAAAUGUUGAAUGAAAUAAUUCCAAUUAAAUAUUUGGUUAAUACAAUAAAAAAUAAUUCUACUGUUUUGAAUAUUCAGCAAGUAUCAAAUUUAGUAAUAUUCGCAAAAUAUUUUGAAAAAUACAUUUUUUUUAGUUAUCCCAACACCAAAUGUUUAAUUGGCUGUUAUUUCACUCAACAUUCGGUAGCUAUUACAAAGUUCUUUUUUCAGUACAUUUUCUUUUUGGCUUGCCAUCUACCAUCAACGUCGCACGUUCGUUCUCUAUUCCGUCUGUUCAAUGCCUCUCGCAAAACGCGUCUAAACUAGUAACUUAAGUAACAAAUUUAAUUAAAGCAUCACCCUAUUGUUUCGUUACACGACUAAACUCUUACGCAUAACCGGAACACCCUUCGGGUAACAUUUACCGGGAAACGCGAUCGUAAACUCCGCUUGCAAUUUCGCCAAUCCGUCGGUCGGCAGAAAUGUCCCACGCCGUUUGACGUUUGAUGGACGUUCCGCCGACGGCGAAGAUGGAAGUCGGUGAUGAUCACUCGUCGAACAUCUCGAGUCCCCAACAGCCUGGCUAACUAACGUGCUAAUUAUCCAAACUACCAAAACGAAGAGUUAUUGCUUAUCGUGUGAUUUCAUUGACAUCCCGAUUCUAAUGAGCAUCAAGAACGUCACGUAUUCUUCUUCAAUACCGCACGUUAAUUACGAUUAAUCAGAAAAACUUGGCAUUUGAUUUUGCGUUUUUACGAACGAGGAGUGUUUUUCCUCCGUAUUAUAUAUUUUAUAAUAUAAUACUUCUCCCAUUUCUCUAUCCCGGGGCUCCGAAUUUUCUAGAAGAGAAGAUUCAAUCUCGUCUCGCUGAAUGACAUGAUUAGAGAAUUUCGAUUGGUACGGGGAGGGGUGUCCCGGUCCCCGCGACAGCUAAGUGCGAUUUCGCAUUGGCCGAUAAAUUUAAUCUCCUGGGAAACAUCGGCGCCGACUAGUCGAUACGUCGAUGCCGAUCUGAUCUGUCGAAGGAUCAAUCUCGACCGUAAACGGUACGAAUCCUUCCUCAUCAUGGUAGCUGCGUAUCUCGAUUCGUUCGCCUGUAAUAUCGAUGAGUUGGCGCCACGCUGCAAUUUCCGCAAUCCAACCUUACUCGGCAGAAAGGUACCUCGCUCUUACCUUCCACCCUGAUUAAGUACAUCGCUGUAUCAUUUAUUCAGAUAACAGCCUGGCAACGCCUUAAAUCAGUGGUUUCCAGUUUUCUUGUUACGUAUAUUUCUUGCUCACCAACGUUUAUCUCACGUACGUUUCAGAAAUGUUAUCACAUUUAUUUCCAGGAUAAAUACUUAAUUUGUGCGAUAACUAUACUUUACUGUAUUUAGGGAAUUUUUCCUUUUUUUUUUAUUAUACGUGAAGGUAAAACCAUUUUCACGAAUUUUUUUGAUAAAAACUAUGCGACGAAUUGAUUUCAAAUUUAUUCUAUGCAUUUUCAACAAUGUGUAAAAAAAUAAACAUACCUAAAAUUUUAAAUGCAUAUUUUUUCGAAACUGUAUUUUCAAAUUCUUCAUGCACGAUAUCUCAAAAAAUAUUGGAUCGAUUAACUUCUACUUAUUUGUUUUUUGUACAUAUCUAUCCACCAAUAAUAAAUGAAUCUUUAAAAGUUCUGAAUUGUUAAAAACAAAUUUUUUAAUGAUAAAAUCUGAUUUUUUACAAAAAUACGUAAUAUUUACUUUAAACCGAUGCCAUUUUGUCAAUUUACAAUUUUUCUGUAAAAUCCAAGGUUUGUUUUCUAUCCACGCUUUUAAUAAAUAAAAUGCAAUUUGCAUUUUUUGUUACAGAUCGCGAUUCCUGAGUCGCACUGUUGUGUACCGAAUUUUUUUAGAAGCUAUUUUUUUCGUUAUUUUAUAUCUUUUAAACAAAUUAAAUUUUUUAAAUAAUUUUUAUUUUACUAUAAUUGAGGAUACAUGGAAUAAAUGUACAAAGUUUGAAAUUAUCGCGUCGUACAGUUUUUACAAAAAAGACUCGUAGGGGUGGUCAUGUAAAAAAAGGGGAAAGGCUUAAGAAUACAUAGUAAAGUUUUGACAUUUAAUUUCAAAAGCAGAAAUAAAAAGCAACUUUAUUGCCGAAUUGUUUCGAUCCUAAUAGCAAAAAAUAAAGACUUUAACAUUAGAGUUAUCAAAAUAGUUAAAGUGACUGAUUUGUAAUUUUUUUUUCUAUGAAAUUUCCGUUCCAAUGUAAAUAACUAAAUUGAUUGAUUUAUUUCUUCCUUUAUUUUUUUCUAUAAACAUGGGUAUAUUAAUCGUCGGUAGUUCUCACGUUAAUUUUGUGUAUGUAAUAUAAUAAUUAUACAGUAUCUAGUCAAUUUUUGCCGCAAUGUAUAAAUAGCUUCAAUCUAGUUUCCUGACAAAUGAUUUUAAAUUCUAUCGAAACUGGGUUCUAUUUACCUGGGUUUGGAAUUAAUUGCUGUCCGGUGGGACAUUGCCUUACCAAUUAACUUCCCAAUAGCCGAAAUCUGUAGUAGUACAUUUAUAUGUACCAGAUUUUGCAGAUCGAUGUUAGAAAUUAGUUCUGCCUUUGAGGAGAAAUCCUUUGUGCGAUAUACCUUUCUCUCGAGUGCUUUCGAAUUACGUGAAUGACAGACGCGGUCUCGCGCGUAUUAUAAGAACAAUCCUUCCUCGAGAUAUAAAAAACUUAUUAAAAAGACGCUUAUACUCGAGUGAUAUAUGAUGAGUCUUAUACAUUGCAAACUUCAUUUUCCGCGUUUUAGUCUACAAAGUACGAAUCAGUUGUAGUAUGCCUUUAAUUUCUAUCACGGUGUCCAAUUUCGAUCGAAUAAAAAAUCGAACAGCGUCAAAAUCGUGUAUGCGCAUUCACAGCGAAUACAGGAUACGACUGCGUGCAGCUCGCAUACGCGGCCGCGAUGAUAGAAGUUGAUCCUUUCCUGAAAGAGUCGGGUCGGAAGAAGAUUAAUCUAGGGUACGCUCGCGUUUAUGGCGUAAUUACGGAUAACGUAGCGUAAUUACUAUGUUAUUCCGACGUCGCUCUUACUGCAUUGAAUAUUCAUUUGCUCUAGAGUUAGGACUGAACGGUAAUCCUGAGAGAGGCGCGUCUCGUGACGUCCGGAGCUUAUCCGUGAAGGAGAUAUCCGCGCGUUCCGGUAUCACGCCUCUUGCCUCGGAGCUUUGCACGCUCGCGCAGAAUUAACCUUCGGAAGGGCUAAGUCAAUAGUUCAUGCAACAUUAUCGUCGCUGUCUUGUUAACGGAAAGUAUUUUGUACAUGUAUAUACAUUAUAUAUACAUAUAUAAUGUGUCUAGUUCAACUGGUAUCGCCUUCAUCGCCAAAUGUAAUCAAAUCGUGUCUACUGAGAACGAUAAUGCCGAUAAACGUGAUCGUUCUUAAUUAGAAGACUCUAUUAUAAGACGAUAUAUACGUAGGAACACGUAACGUGGCUCGCAUUUUGUCGCAUUUUUUUUUAUUCCGGCGUGACUUAAAGCACGAACUGCUUAUAAGCAAUUUAAUUCGCGGAGAAUAAACUCUCGCUCUGCGAAAACUGUCCAUUCGUUUUUCUCUAUCUUCAAGUCCGAUCGAGUAGACAGUACUGAUAAUUCUAAAAUACAGAAAUGUAUUUUUUUUUUGUGCACUUCCCAAGGGAGAGAGUUUCCCAUUUAUUUUAUCACCAAUUUUCUUCGCAUUUGUUUCUAUAAUAUUAUUAUCUAAAUUAUUUUCACAAUGAUAAUCGCGAAUUGUUAAUUAUUUCGCGGAAUAAUUACGUCUGCUUAAUCGGCGCGCAUUAAUUAAUUACACGUUUUGCGUAUACGUAUACACACACACACACACACACACACACACGCAGUUUAAUCAUCUAUAAAUGUUAUCCGAAGCGGCAAUCUUACUAUUAUAUACCGCUACGUGCUAAACGGAUAAGUAGACCAGCAAUGAUGAAAGUAACGCGCUUGAGCUAACUCGACGGUCUGCAAUUUAUACAAAGCAGUCCCGGAUCAAUUUAGAAGACGACACAAGAUGCGUAAUACAGCUGUGACUAAUCCUCAGAUCGCAUCACGGUAGUUUGCAUUAUCGUAUUUCGCAUUUCGAAUAUUCUCGCUUUGCUGAGAGCGUGUUCUAAGCAGGGAGGAAAGCUCUAGGGUAGAGAAUAUUGCAAGUAAAUAACUAACUUUGUGUUUCUGACUGCUGCUGUUAAGAAUAUAAGUAGAAUACAGUUACAUAUCUUCAACACGACUUUGUAGACAUGUUCGUGUUCUUAAAUUAUUAUUAUUAAUAAUAAUAUCCUUCUCAUACAUUUUUCUCACGCAUUCAUUCUUUGAUGAACUUGAAGCUUUUUUUUAGUGAAAAUAAGUUAUACACAAAAGAAAACAUUAGUGAAGAAAUUAAGGAACUCAAGUGUGUGAAUUACAAAAUUAUGUUUUUUCAAUUUAUUUUAGGUAAAGCUCCGUAAACUUCUGAUUUGAAGUUUAAUUAUAAAAAUAAUGUAAUGUGCUAAAGAUUGAAAAGUUACGAUAAAAAAAAACAAUGACGUUUUUAAAAUAAUAUUGACUCGAAAUUAAUCAGAACAUCUGUCAUUUAGAAGUAAUGUAAGAAAUAAAUAUAUCUAUAUAAACUCUGUACAUUUGUAUGCAACGUUCUGAGAUUAAACCGCUUAAGCGAAAUCUUUUAUUUUUAUCACGAACGAUGUAAAAUCAUUAUUACGAUACAGACCAGAUUAUUUGUCGAUGACGAUUCUAUUUUCUCGCACUGCAAAGUGCUCAAUAUAACUACUUUUUACACGAAUAGAGAAAUCUCUACUUACUCUAUAUCAAUUCCAUCCAUACGAUCACGCGUUCUUUUUUCUCUCUCGGAUAAUCGCCGUUUCUAGAGCGCGAUCUUGUACGAGGGGAGAAACCGGAGGUAAUAUCCGCUGAUCUCGCUUGCCAAUGAGCCUCAAUCUUUUCUCUUUUAGACAGACUCAACCUUAACGUGGUCAUAACGAGGAACACGAGGACUGAGACGCGAAUCCGCGAUCGAUGCUCUACGAGAUAUAUAUCUCUGAUGAAGGAGCUACUCGUGGGGAAUGUACUGCCGUUAAUUACAGUCCUCGAUGCGUAAUCGCUUUAAGCAAUUGUGCACCACAUGACUCUCCCGGAACGGAUCUUCCGCGAGCAUCUUUCCAUUACUUUAGCUCGUAGAUUACUUAGGACCAGAUCGCUCGACGUAACGUGAAUGAAGUAUUGUAUAUUCGUACGAGUCUUAAAUUAUCUAAGGAGUAGGUAAUCGAAGCGGUGUAGAAUUUUUGGCGUUGAACUUUUUUUCUUCAAUUCACGAUUUUGAAAGCAAUUUCAGGAAGUGACAAUCCUGAACAACAAUCCCCGUGUUCCAAAAAAGACGUCAAAUAAAACGUAUUAUCGCCGAUUGAUAGUCAGAGACACCUCGAGCUUGUCCUCGUACGAGAAUUAGGAAAUAUACAUGGAAUCUCUCAUAGGCACGUCCUAGAGCUAGAUCAGAUUAUGAUGCUUCAUACUUAUGAUCUUGUUCAAAUUACUCUUGCUUCGCGCAAGAAAAGGAAUCUCAUCUGAACGCACUAAAAAUUUCUUCUUUGCACGUUACGCAAAAAAAAGUUGCGAGAUGAUGUGACGAGUAACUUUGCACCGGCGUAAAAAAAAAAGAAACAAAUUUUAUAAAUAUGUAGUGUCUGAAGAAGCAAUUAACAAUUAACGGAUCUUAUAAAUAAUUACGUCGUUAAACGGUCUUAAAUAUUAAAUGAUAUUAAAACUUUCAUUGUGGCACAAACUUCUCCUGGACGAUGCAGUCUCUUAUCUCAUUCUACGAUACUCGAUAGAAUAAACAAUUACCCCAAUCGUCAAUAAAUACAGUCGUCUAAGACACAUUGGCUGUCUAAUAAGCUUUAGAUUCAAUCUCGAGAGAUUCUUACCGUCAGAUUAUUCCAAGAGAGAUUUUCUAGAACGUAAAAUACAAAUGAAUUUUAUGCUUAACUUUAACGGACUCCUGAUAGAGAGUAAUGACAAACUUUUAUCCGCCUGUCCGCGAAUAAAAAUCUUAGCGGUAUAUUGUUCUAAUCUUAAGAAAAAAAAAAAAACAAACUUGUAAAAAGUAAACCAUCAUAGUUUUUAUUACUAUCUAACAAGAAGAAUUCAGAAGAAGUUAAAUGAAGCGUCUCUUAGACACAUCCCUGAGGUAUCUCCUAGACGCUUAUAUCGCCUAGAUUUUCGGGGAGAAAAUUGCGACACAUUUCGACAUAGAUCGACAUAGAAAUUAAAAAAAAAAA
This is a messenger RNA of Solenopsis invicta (red fire ant), 18740 nucleotides long. Its product is annotated as neuronal calcium sensor 2. Bases 1169 to 1729 code for a protein of 186 amino acids. NCBI's taxonomy places the organism in Eukaryota, Metazoa, Arthropoda, Insecta, Hymenoptera, Formicidae. Gene Ontology annotation, molecular function: calcium ion binding. The transcript is spliced from 6 exons. The record is from RefSeq and is a predicted model, not a curated record.